Messenger RNA from Lactuca saligna, 3063 nucleotides. The record is from the annotation of a GenBank genome assembly. Lineage: Eukaryota; Viridiplantae; Streptophyta; Magnoliopsida; Asterales; Asteraceae.
AUGUGGAAUGUAAGGUUGUUAAACACACCCUUCAACCCCAAGGUUGUUUAUGAUGGACACCCAACAUUGUUUACCAUUAAGUUGUACCAUGGAGGUGAGUUCACCAAGUACCCUGAUGUUCGUUACAUUGAUGGAACUGUAAACUAUGUUGACAUGGUAGACAUAGAUGAGUUUUCAGUUCAUGAGCUCGAUGCAAUCAUGAAGGGUUUUAGAUAUGGGGUUCCUCCUGUUAUAUACUACCAUUUUCUUGUGCCUGGUGGAGACUUCCACUUUGGUCUUCGCCCUUUAGGAAAUGAUCAAGAUGUUGCAAACUUUUCUCAAUAUGUCAGUGAGCACAAAGUGAUGAAGGUAUACACAGAGCAUGGUGAAACAAGACUACUCACCUAUUUCUUGAAUCCUAAGCCUGUUACCAAGGUUACCCUUGUACAGUUAGAUGAACCACAUGAGGAUGUGCAACACAUUGAUGAAGCUCCUGAUGACCAAUCAAAGGAAACACCUGUGAUGACUACACCUACUGAUAAUUUAGUUGAUGUGGUGCCCACUCAAGCAAACCAACCUGAAAUCCAAGUUAAUGAAAUAGUUCAAGUCGUAUCCUUAUCACCUGGAUAUAAUAGGAGAAGGGGUAUGAGCAAGGAUGGAGUGAUGGCAUCUUGCAGUAAGAAAAUUUACUUUGAUGAUAUUGGUGAGACUGAACAGAUAGCCAAAGACUUUGUUGAGGCAGCUACUGAUUUUGAUAUUGGACUCUACCAAAAAAUACUACAAAGCAAUGUUGAUGGAGUCAAUGGCACUGACAUGCAUGAUGUCAAUGAACCUCAGAUGGAUGAAGAAAUCCAACCUCAAAUGGAUGAAGAAAACCAAGCUCAGAUGGAUGAAAACCAACCUCAGUCUAACAUGGAUAGUAGUGGAAAAGAAAAUGUAAGUGAAACAGAGCAGGAAGAUGAUAGUGAUGAUAGUGAUUAUUGGGUGGAUGAAGAUAAUGUAAUUGAAGAUAUUGAAGUUGACAUGAGGGAUUUUAACAUGAGCAUUGAUACAGAAGUAGAGUUCUUAGAUAAAAGGGCUAGGAAUCCUAGACAACAUGAGAGUGAUGAAGAAGCAGAUGAGUUAGAUGUCAUUGACAAUGAUGCUUUUGAUUCCAUGGAUGAGGAUUCUGACCAGGACAGGAAGAGAAGAGCAGUUUUGAAACAACUAAGUAAGGAAAAAAGUUGUUCUUUAGGUGAGGUUCAUAAGUGUAAUUUUAAAAUAGGUCAAAAGUAUAACAGUAAGCAGGAGUUGAAAGAGAAAAUCAAAAUGCAUGCAUUGGAAACAAAAAAGAAUAUUGCAUUUAAAAAAAAUGACAAAUCCAGAUUGAGGGCCAUAUGUAAUGGAGUUGUGGCAUUUACUAAUGAUGGAGUUGGUGGACCUACCCAAGCUGAAAAAAGUAAAGGGAAAAUUAAAGGGAAAAGUAAAGGGAAAAGUAAAGAAAAGGACAAACAAGGUGGUACAAGUCAGGAAAAAGCAGAUUCUUCUUGUCCUUGGAUGUUACAUGCCUCGAGGUCUACAGAUGCAAGCAGCUGGUACAUUAAAACAUAUGAAGACAAACACACUUGUAUGAAUACAAGGAAGGUGAGAGCUGCAACAGCGAAGUUUAUGUCCAAACAAAUCAUGGAUCAAGUAGAAUCCAACCCUACUAUCCCAGUUAAAGCUCUCCAAGAACAAUUACAGAAGAAGUAUGGAGUGGGCUUCUCAAUCCAUAAAGUUUUUAGAGCUAAAGCAGAUGCAAAAAAGAUUGUAGUGGGUGAUUACAAAAAACAGGGGAUGAAGAAGGGAUUCAAAGCUUGUUUAAGAGAUUUCUUGGGGCUAGAUGGGGCUCAUAUGAAAGGCCCUUAUCCAGGCCAGAUCUUAACUGCAGUUGGAUUAGAUUCCAACAAUGGCAUAUACCCACUUGCAUAUGCCAUUGUAGAGAUUGAAAACUGCGAAUCUUGGAAGUGGUUCCUUGAAUGUCUUGGUGAUGACUUGGAUCUACAUGCUAUGUCUAAUUUCACUUUUGUUAGUGACAGACAAAAGGGUUUGCUACAAGCAGUUAGUCAAUUGUUCCCAUGUGCUGAGCAUAGGUUCUGUCUCAGACAUAUACAUGAGAACAUGAAGAAACAAUGGAGAACUAAGGAAUAUAAAGAUCACCUUUGGGAUUGUGCCACAGCUACAACAGUGCCAGAGUUUAACCAUUUCAUGCACCAAUUCAGUUUAUUUGACAAAUCAGCAUAUGAAUGGUUGAAGUCAAUACCACCACAACAUUGGGCAAAAAGCCAUUUCACAGGGAGAGCAACCACAGACAUGCUGUUAAACAACCUUUGUGAGGUGUUUAAUGGCAAGCUAGUUGAUGGGAGAGACAAACCAAUUAUUAGCUGUUUGGAGUUUAUUAGGGAAUAUAUGAUGAAGAGGAUAUGCAAUGUCCUCAGGGUGCAGCAAAAGUGUUUAGGCCCACUCACCCCAAUAGCAACAAAGAUCAUGGAGAAGAAUGAAGCAGCUGCUACUCAGUACAUUGCAGAAUGGUGUGGUGAUGAAAAAUACCAAGUCAAAGGCCCAUGGAAUGAUCAACAUGUUGUUGAUAUGCAUGAAAGGGUAUGCAGCUGCAGGAAAUGGGAAUUAACAGGUAUCCCUUGCAGACAUGUGAUUUCUGUGUUGUAUAACAAAGCAGAUCAUGGUGAGUGUGUACAAGAGCUCCAUACUUAUGUCCACAAGGUGCACUGGCUACAAACUUGGAAAACUGCAUAUGGGUACAAGGUGGAACCAAUUAAAGGUCGGGCAAUGUGGCCUAGAAGUGAGUGUCCAAUGCAGAUCACACCUCCCCCACACCGUAAUCAACCUGGGAGACCCAAGAGGAAGAGAAGGCAAUCCAUGGAGGAGAAAAGUCAAAGCAAGAGUCAAAGUCAGAGUCAAAGGUCAGAUGUUGGUCCCAGUGAGAUUCAUGGUCAUGGUCCACAUGGUGGUGGGAAACUAACAAGAAAGUUUGUUAGUGUGACUUGUAGUAAGUGUGGAAACAAAGGGCACAACUCCAGGACAUGCAAAGGUCAGGGAGGGACUUGA